CACUGGAGCGCCCUCCUCCCUCUCUUCUAUUCUCCCUCUACUCUUAUCCUUCUCUCUCCUUGUUCAUCAGGAAGUAGUUGCAGACACAGCUGCCGUCACGUCUUCUUCUGGAUCUCUUCUUCUUAUUUUCUUCCAUAUCCUUCUAAACUCUUUUUUGAAAUUCAUUGGAUUCUUAUGGAGCAGCAUAUGGAUUUAAAGGGGAUCAUAUUAUCCAAGUAAAAAACGACCUCGUUACUGUGCCCUAUACCUGGCUUACUGUACCUCUGGCCUUUUCAUGCUUGGUCUGCAGCUGCAGCCUGGCAUAGCUCUUACAAAAGGUCCCUUACAAUCUGUGCCUGCUAAUUCCAGAGGUGCCCUCCUGCUGUGGAUGAUCAGAUCACCACUACAACCCCCAGCAAGUCCUAACUGGGGUGAGAUCAUGCCUUGCUGCCAGUAGCCAGCCUGUGGUGGCUGCAGAUGUGGGCACCACCAGAUGCCAAGACCCCUCCUUCCAACCUAAGAUUGCACAGAUAAAGAAGAGUGUCCUGUUCUUCCAGGAACCCUGAUCUUCUUCACAGAGGGGGGGUUGGCUGCCCACCUCUGGCUUGUCAGAUCAUUCCCAACACUGGAUCCUUCUCCUAGACCUUCAAGCCAUUUGGAUUACAAAGUAUUUUAUUCAGAAUUGUCUUCUUCAUAUCAACUUGGCACACUGCCCCAUGUAUCUUCAUCCUUGACUGCUGGGGCUGCUCUUUACACGGGGGUCUCUACGUCUCCCUUUUAUAUAGCAGAUCUGAACAUUGUCUGUGACUGCCCAGAAAACUGCUCCAGUUUUUAUUCUCGGUUGGGGGUUGAAGCUUGUCAGAUGUGAACCACCUAAGCCAAAGCAAAGGGUGGGGGGAGAGAGAGAGGUGGUGGGGACCCUUCUGAAUGCCUUUACAAGGUUUCUGGUGGUGGGUCUGCUGCAGGCAUGGGUUCACCCUGCUGGGCAGGGAAUAUGGUGAGAAAGAGGAAGAGGAGGAAUCAUUUGAGAUGAGCAGUCCUGGUGUCCAGAUGACCAACAGAAAUGGGUCCACAGAUGUCGGCGUUACCCAGCCUGUCCGUGCAUCCAAUGGCUUGGAAAGGCCGUUACAUGUCUCUGAGGAAAAAUCCAGCCUGAUAACACCCAGCAGCAAGGUUAUAUGCAAGGACGACCAAGAUGUCAUUGUGAAAGGGUGGUUGCAGCGCGAGGUGUGUGGUGAAGCCAGACGGCCCUGGUCCAGGCUGAAGAAAUACUGGUUUGUCCUGACUCCGGAUUCCCUGGAUUGCUACAAUAGCAAUGAGAAGCCUAACAAACGCUUGGGGAGCUUGGUGCUUACCAGCUUGUGUUCUGUCAUGUGGCCAUCUAAACAAACAUACAAGGAGACAGGGUUCUGGAACGUAACUGUGUAUGGCAGGAAGCACUGCUACCGCUUGUACACCGAACAUCUCAAUGAGGCCGUGCAUUGGGUGUGCGCCAUCCAGAAAGUGAUAGACAGCAAAGACCCAAUGGAGACUCCCACACAGCUGCUCAUUAAAGACAUUGAAGAGAAUAAUUGUAAUCAAGAAACUGUGGAAGAAAUCUACAGAUUGAACCCCAUUUUACGGCAUACAAAGAACCCCGUCUAUGCUCCACUUUUACCCUUUCCGUAUGGAUCUGACGAUCAUUCCCCCCAUAAUGUCAAGGGUUACACAGCUCUACGAGAUGAAGCAGUGAAAAUAUUUAACUCCCUGCAGCAACUGGAGAGCGAACGAGACCCCGUGCCGCUGAUGCAGGGCGUCCUUCAGACAUGCCUAGACCUACGGCCUCUUCGAGAUGAGGUGUACUGCCAAGUUAUGAAGCAAACCACAGAUCCACCAGAUCCAGGGAGUGUUUCUGACCUCAGAUACUGGCAGCUGCUUACUUGCAUGAGUUGCACUUACCUGCCCAGUCCUGCUGUCCUGCGCUUUCUACUGUUUCACUUGCACAGAAUGAAAAGCCAAUACCCCAACGCAGAAAUGGAGAAGUACGCCGAUUUCAUCCUGUCUGCUCUGGAUAAGACAAAGCAGCGCGAGUACGUACCAUCCUAUGAGGAGAUCUCUGUGCUGAUUCAGAGGCAAGAGUUAAUAUGCACUGUAUACUACCCAGGAUCCGGCGUCUGCAAAGUACCAAUUACAUCUCAUACUACAGCUGGAGAGUUGGUGGAAGAGCUGAUCAAACAGCUGAAUCUGACUCACAGUCGAAACAUAUUUGCCCUCUUUGAGCAGAACAACCAUUACGAGCAAGCUUUGGCCAAAGCCACUAUAGUUGCCGAUACCCUCACCAGGUUUGAAAACUUCACGUGUAAAGAGAAGGGGUUUGAAACACGAUGGAAGUUAUACUUCAAGCUUUACUGUUUCCUUGACACAGAAGAUGUCCUGAAGGACAGCUUAGAAUAUUCCUUCAUUUUUGAGCAGGCCCAUGAAGCAGUAACCCAAGGCUAUCUUCCCACAAAUGAGGAAACGUUGCAGUCAUUGGCAGCCCUUCGUCUUCAGUUUCUUAAUGGUGACUUUUCUCCAAAUGCACCUUUCCCUCGGUUAGAGGAGCUGUUCCCCAUCUACAUUCUUCACUCUCGGAUUUUGGCGUCUAAUAAACCUCACAUUACAUCGAAGCCUUCCUGUCCCAGCCUUCACAAAGGUCUUUUCUCAGGAGCUCUUCCGAAUGGACUGUGGAACAACUCUUUAGUUAAACAGAAAGCUGAGGAAAGUCAGAAGUUUAAGGGCCGCGUGAAAGAAGAAGGAGCCAGUAUGAUGUCUGCUAUUGUAGACAAAUGGAAGGCUCUACAGAGCAUGGAAAGAACUGAAGUCAUGGCUGCAUAUCUGUCCAUAGUUAAGCAGUGGUCGGGCUAUGGAUCCACGUUAUUUGAUAUUGACUUUUAUAUGAGUUCUGUUGGGAGUGUCUCACAGCGGCUAUGGUUGGGUGUCAGCGCCUCCUCUCUCAGUCUCUACAAGCAGGGAGAAGUGGACGCCUUUGACAAUGUUCAGUACAGUCAGAUAACAUCCUUUGGCGUUUCGGACAAUUCCACAUUUAAAGUGUCUGUGGGGGAAAAAGAAAUGAUCUUCGAAACUUCCAAGGUUGACGAGAUCACGCAGCUUAUUAACACUUACCUCACCUGCAUCAGCAGUGCACCUCCCCAUCCUGGUGAAAGCAGCAGUUCUUCUGAAGACCCGAGCCAGCUGGUCUGACCUGUGCCAUCUCUCACUACUACUACUGCUCACACAAGUUCAGUCGGGAGCAGUUGGUAGACAUUUUGCUAUUACCCCAGGCUGAAUAGCCAGCCAUGAGGAAUUCACAGCUUUAUAACCUGUACACAAAACGAUCAACGUGUUUAUGGACUCCCAGGCCCUUUUUCUUUUUGUUUAACCAAAAACUCUAUUCCACAUUCAGCUUCCCUCACAUGUCCUCUUUAUAUGUUGAUAAUCCACCCGUUCGCAUGUUCAUAGACCACACUGCGUAUGCCAUUAUUCCCAACCAGGAUAUAAUCACCUUCAUAUUUAUUGGCCAAAAAAAAAAAAAUUAUAGGAAUAAUAAUUGUUUCAAGGGAGGUAAAUUCAUGUUUUUAGUUAUUUUAUACAUGUUGCUUUGUCUGAAAGAACUCAUUUUUUUAUUGUAAAAAUUGUUCUUUAUAUUAGGGAAAAAGGAAGUUUAUGUUUCAAAAGCACUUUAGUCAUCAAUGUUAUUUCUACAUUAAGUGUAUAUGGCCCUUGGUCAAGAAUUCUUUGCAAUAGCAAAAAUCAUACCAGACAGGACGUGCCAUAAAUACCGGACAGUUGUCGGCCCUUAUCUGUCAGAAUAAAAGUGUUCAGAGGUUCUGACCCAC
Messenger RNA from Bufo bufo (common toad), 3833 nucleotides. RefSeq names its product pleckstrin homology, MyTH4 and FERM domain containing H3 (gene PLEKHH3). Gene Ontology annotation, cellular component: cytoskeleton. The transcript is spliced from 13 exons. Lineage: Eukaryota; Metazoa; Chordata; Amphibia; Anura; Bufonidae. The coding region runs from base 907 to 3198 and encodes 763 amino acids. The record is from RefSeq and is a predicted model, not a curated record. Gene Ontology annotation, biological process: signal transduction.